Pelobates cultripes (western spadefoot toad) is the source of this 31101-nucleotide messenger RNA. The record is from the annotation of a GenBank genome assembly. Lineage: Eukaryota; Metazoa; Chordata; Amphibia; Anura; Pelobatidae.
AUGAUCCCUUCUACAACCCGCCUGUUACUGAGCUCAGCGAGGAAGCUCUGUGGGGCCGUGAAGAUGAGGUCUUUACACACCAGGAACACAGAGGAAGCGGCUGUGUACGUACAUGUAAGUACCGUGCCUUUGCACUAUUACUACGCAUGCCUUUUGGUUUGUGUUCUAUGUGAACAUUCUGAGUUCUAGAGUUUUAAUAGUCAUGAACUCAGCAGGUAGAGGUUGCUGAGUAUGAGCCUGUAGCGUGCUUGUUCUUCGGGAACGCGCACGUCCACUGUUACAGGAAGCAGGCAGAUUGAGGUCCUAGCAGGGCGAUAAAUUAAAUGUUUAUCUGUACAGAGUUUUGUUAAAAAAAAAAAAACAAACAACCCUCCCCACCCCAACGAGAACAAGAGAUCCCUUAAUUUAUUCCCCAAGUUAUUAAACUGGAUGAGAUUAAGAUAGCAGGUGAUCAGCCUCUUCUGCUACUCUUUCCAAUUUUCUUAUCAUUUGCUCCUAAAACAUUUUCAUUACUAAUUGAUGCAAUAUAAUUGAUUAAAAAAUGUGUUUUUAUUCACUGGUACUUCACAGGAAAUAUAAUUUACCAACCCCUGGUAUGAAACCGUGUCAGGGUUGUUUAUUAAAGUGAUUCAAAGUACAUUUAACCCCUUCAGGACCGGACUGUUUUUGCGAUGUUUGUACGUUAAGGACCAGGGCUAUUUUAACACCUUUGUGGUGUUUGUGUUUAGCUGUAAUUAUCCGCUCUCUCAUUUACUGUUCCGAUACAAAUUAUAUAUUGUUUUUUUCAGGACAAAAAGCGCUUUCUUUACAUACUAUUAUUUUUAUCAUGUCCUAUAAUUUAAUUAAAAAAUAAUAAUAAAAUAUGGUUAAAAAUAAAAAAAAAACAUGUUUUUUGACUUCUGCUUAAAACUUCUUUUACUGUUCUAAAAAAAUCGAAUGAAACAAACUGCUAAAUAGAUUAAAAAUUUUGUCCUGAGUUUAAUAACUUGCUUUUAUUUGCAAGUUAUAGGGCUAUAAGUACAAGUAGGAAAUUGCUGUUUCAAAAUAGUUCAAUAGUGACAUUGUAACACUGUUAUGUCAUAAAUCUCCAAAAAACACCCCACAUGUAUAUAUUUUUCUUACACUACAUAGAUACUUUCUAUGCAGCCAUUUUACCACAAACCUUUGCCAAACUUUGCAUAGGUAGUUUAUUUUUAUUUUUUUCACAUACAUUGCAAUUCAGGUAUAGAUUCACAGAUUUUGUUAGGUGUCACUGCCAAACAACACCCCAAUAUGUGUUCAGCAACAUCUCCUGAGUACAGGGAUACCCCCAUGUAUAGGUGUGUCGGGUUGUUUGGGGGCUAAAAGGCCACAUUUGGCAGGUGCGCAUAUCAGUUUCCCAGCUUGGAAUUUUGACAUGUAGUCAACCUGCAUGCAUGUUCUAUUUGAGACAUUUUUGAAGCCGGCCAAUGUAUUUUACCCCCAUCAAACCAUAUAUUUUUGAAAAGUAGACACCCUAGGGUAUUUCACAUGGUGGUAUUUUACCAGUGGCGGCUCUAGACUUUGUGAGGCCUUAGGCGAAACUCAAACAUGAGGCCCCCACUAACACCUAAAGUUAAAAAUAGGGGUUGCAUUGUGUGUAUAAGGUGCUGUUGUUGUAUUUAAGGACAAGCUUGCAGCGCUGGAUACAGAGAGCUAGUCUCUGUAUUCAUCGUUUAGAGGCUUGCAGUGUUGUGGCUCCCUGUGCCGCCGCAUUAUGAUCUCUCUGACUGUAAUUAUGGCAUAAUAUGCAAACUAACUUAAUUUGCAAUAAACAAAUUUAAUUAGCAAUUAUGCCAAUCGUUUAUACAUGACUGAGGGGUAUGGUUACAUAGCCUUGCGGUCGUAUAUACAUAAGUGGCGGUAUAUGUAUAUAUGACUGUAUCUGACAUUGUCUACCUAUGUGUGACAGGGUUUGGGGUGAGUGUUGCACAGUUGGAGUACAGGAUUGUAAGGGUUUAUGUAAUAGGGUGAAGGGGGUGGGACAGACUGAUAGAGGAUGAGUGACAAGGUGAGUGUGACAGUGCAAGAGAAGGUGAGUCUAACAGGGUUGAUGGGGGGGGUUAAUGCAAUAGGGUAGGUGUGGCAAAGCAAGGAGUUUGGUAUGGUUGCAGUGGGUGAGAGUGACAGGAUUGGGAGGGGUUUUGUAAGUUUGGCUGGGUUUAGGGGGCGACUGUGUUUGGGGUCUGAAAGUGUUUGGGAAUGGUGAUAGUGUAUGUGAAGGGGGUGUCAGUGUGUGUGGUAAUGAUAGGAUAUGGGUGGGGAACGAUAAGGUGUGCGGUGGAAGGCUGUGACAGCGUGUGUGUGUGGGAAGGCUGUGAUUGGAUGGGUGUGGGGUGACAGGGUAGGGGAGCUGUGAGAGGGUGGGGUGCGGUAGGGGGCUUUGACAGGGUAGGAGGUGGUGGGGGACUGUGACAGGGUAGGAGGUGGUGGGAGACUGACAGGACAAGGGGUAGUGGGGGGAUGGAGCAGAGGGUGGUGGGGCAAGUGGUGGUAGGGGGGCUGUAACAGGGUAGUGGGGUGGUAGGAGGGAAGAGGGUGGCUGGGGCAGAGGGUGGUAGGAUUCCCCUGGGGCAGGGGCUAUGACAGGGCAGGUGGUAGCUGUGGUAGGGGGGCUGUGACAGGGCACGGGGUGGCAGGAGGGCAGUGACAGGGUAGUAGGGAGCAGAAGGUGGUAGGGUGGCUGUGACAGGGCAGGGGAUGGUAGGGGGCAGAGGGUGGCAGGAGUACAGUGACAGGGUAGUGGGGUGGUAGGAGGGCAGAGGGUGGUAGGAGGACAGUGACAGGGUAGUGGGGUGGUAGGAGGGCAGAGAGUGGCUGGGGCAGCAGUGGUAGGGUGGCUUGGGCAGGGGGUGGUAGGAGGGCAGUGACAGGGUACGGGUAGUAGGGUGGCUGUGACAGGGCAGGGCAUGGUAGGGGGCAUAGGAUGGUAGGAGGGUAGGUGGCUGGGGCAGGGGGUGGUAAGAGGGCAGAGGGUGGCUGGGCCAGGGGGUGGUAGGAGAGCAGAGGGUGGCUGGGGCGGUUGGGGGGCUAUGACAGGGCAGGGGGUGGUAGGAGGACAGUGACAAGAUAGUAGGAGGGCAGAGAGGGUGGCUGGGGCAGAUGGUGUGGUAGGCUGGCUGGGGCAGAGGGUGGCUGGGGCAGUGGUGUGGUGGCUGGGGCAGUGGUGGUAGGUUGGGGCAGAGGGUGGCUGGGGCAGAGGGUGGUGGGGUUGCUGGGGCAGUGGGAGGGUGGCUGGGGCAGUGGUGGUGGGGUGGCUGGGGCAGAGGGUGGUAGGAGGGCAGGGUGGGGAGCAGAGGCAUAAAUACCUUGUGAUUAAUGUAUUCCCUGGUGGUCCGGUGGGCUCCCUUUACGGUCUGCAGCUCCGCCGUGUGCAGAGCUGCAGACCACGUGGUAAGUUUAGUCUCGCGAUCUCAGCCAUUCAGAGCGUUGCCAUGGUAACCCGCGGCAACGCUCUGAUUGGGUGAGAUCGAGAGACCCCCUCAGUCUGCAGCUCUGCGCUCAGCAGAGCUGUAGACAGGCUGACUCUCUCCCGGGCAGGCAUAGGAGGGGCCUCGCUCCUGUGUCGGUUCCUCUGACCAAGGACCCGAUCUGUCACACUGCCCUAAGGCGAUUUAGGCGGCAGCGAGGCCCCCCAUCAGCGCGAGGCCUUAGGCGGCCGCCUAAAUCGCCUAAUUAGAGAGUCGCCUCUGAUUUUAACACUUUUCAUGCACUAAUUCUACCACCAGGCUUUGUCAAAAAAAUUUCAGUUUUUUCACACACAUUGUACUUUAGGCAUGAAUGAACAGAUCCUGUUAUGUAUCACUGCCAAACACCCCAAUAUGUGUUCAGCAACAUCUCCCGAGUACAGAGAUACCCCCCCAUGUAUAGGGUUGCUGGGUUGUUUGGGGGCCAAAAGGCAACAAUCAGAACUUGUACAUGUCAGUUUUUCAACUUAAUAUAUAGGUAUGCUUGGUCUAUCCUCAGUUUGACAUAUUUUUGCAUCCCCCCAGUUAAUGUUACCAUCAUGAAAGAAUAUAUAGUAUAUAUUUUUAUAAAGUAGACAUCAAAGGUUAUAGAAGAUGGGGUGUUUUGACUUCUUUCCCCCAACCAUUUUGCCCCCCAAAAAAACAGAGAAAGUGUAGUGGUAAUUUUUAAAUUCUGUUUUUUAUGCACACGUCAUCUGGUUUUGGCCAGCUGGUUAUGUGUUACUGCCAGAAAACUUGUUAGACCAAAUGUGCAGGUAGCAAAUGUACAUUUAGCAGCAAUCUUUAAACUGACUCCUGCAAAUAGAAUCUAACUGGAGAUUUGGGGGAAGGAAACUGACUAACAAAAAAUGGCUGCUUUCCAAAGAAACAAAAAAUAAAAUAAAAAUUCAGGAACACUUCUUACAACUGUUCUGUGUGGUACAGCUUGAAACAUGUUCCUACACACAGUCCUGGUUUCGAAGGGCAAUCAGGACAGUAAAAAGGGGUGUCCGUCCUUUUCCCGUUUUUAAAACAGACCCGGCAAUGUUUCUGGCAAUUGGCGGUAACUUAAAAAUAAAAUGCCUGGACUCAGCUUGCACCGUUGUUGGAACUUGUCCAUCUCCAUAAAUUGUUAAAGAAAUUAUUUUCAACUGAAAUUGGAGAGGUGGUUUUCCCUGGAUUAUUUUUUUUAAAAAGCAAAAAUGAGUUGUGGGUUGCUAUUUGCAUGAGAUAGAUAGCCACCUUUUUAUACCAUGUUUUGUUUUUCGUAAAAUAAGAUAUGGCUGCAUCAGAUGAUCAGCCAAAUCAACACCCCCCAUGUACUUAUUAUACGCCCUGAUGCAAACCGGUUUGGACUCUACUCUGCCCUGGACAGAGAUGUCUGACAUGCGUUCGUCAUGGAUGGUUGUUAGCAUGUUGACAUCCUUCCUGUCCCUAAAUUUUAGUGCAAGCACUUCAGCUUUGCGAAGUGCUUUACAUUCGCUUUUUUUUUAAAUUUUGCCUCUAUGAGAGAUCGUGGAAAGUCUUUGGAAUUUUUUCUGGCAGUGCCGCACGCCAGUGUCUGUAAACCAUAAAGUGUUUUAAACAGACGGACACUACUAUAACAAUUAUCCACAUAAAGGUGGUAACCUUUAUUAAACAAGGGGUUUAGCAAGUCCCAUACAAGUUUCCCACUUGUCCCCAGGGAGUCAGGACAGCCAGGAGGGUCCAGUUGACCAUCUUUCCCCUCAUAUACACGAAAGGCAAACGUGUAUCCACUUUCGCUCUCGCACAGUUUAUACAGUUUUAUGCCAUGCCUAGAGCGCUUUGAGGGGAUGUAUUGUCUGAACCCUAAUCUCCCUUUGUAUUUCAUUAGCGAUUCGUCUAUGGAUACAUUUUGUUGGGGGUAUAAACAUCCGAAAAUUUGUCCUGAAAAUGGUCUAGCAGUGGGCGUAUUUUAUGAAGCCUAUCAUAUUGGGGGUGAUCUCUAGGGUGACAGAGGGUAUUGUCACUGAAAUGUAAAAAUCUCUGCAGUAACUCGUAUCUGGCUCUAGGCAUUGUUUGGGAGAAUACUGGACUAGACAUUAUUGGGUUGGUGCUCCAGUAUAAGUGAAUCGAUGGCUUCUUCAUAAUCCCCAUGAGCAUUGUAAGAACCCAGAAUUUUUUAAGCUCUGGGACAUCUGUGGGAUGCCAGUCAUGCUCCCUGACUGUAUAGCUACCUGGAUUGUUAUCAAUAAAUUGGGUAGCAUACAAGUUAGUCUGGGAAGCAAUCUACUACCAGAUGGUAUCCCCUAAAAAUAGUUCUACAUACUGCAUUGGGGAGAAGCCAUCCACAUUAACAUUAAUGCGUGCGUUGGCACUAAAAGAGGGGACGUUGGGCUCGGCUAUCUGUGGGGGUACCCAGUCCUCCUCCACAUUCGGCGUAGCAGAGGAAGCACAGCUUCUUUCUUCAGCCCUACUCACACACAGAUGACUUGCCGUCUUGACUAGACGUGUCAGAAAACUGACCUGGGUCAAAAUCUGACGCAGUGUCAGUGGCGUCAGAGUUUGACGCCAAGAAGGCAUAUGCCUCCUGCAAGUUAUACAUACGCUGCAUGUUUUACACACGACUUAAACAAAUUACAAACACACAAUUUUUUUUAUACUUUAUUCUUUUUUAGUAAAAAAACAAACAAAAAAAAACAAAAAAAAAAAAACACAGCAAUCCCUAAACUAACUCCUGUCACAGAAAUCUAAUGGAGAUUUGGGGGAAGGAAACUGACUGACCAAGACAGACCAAGACACUGAUUUUUAAAACAAAUUUAACCCUUGAAGGGCAAUAAAAAAUACAGACAGUACAAAUACCCUGCUGUAACUGAUCUGGCAGGGAAGGGGUUAAAAUGUGAUUUUUGUUAAUAAAAUACUGAUACUUUCUGGUGGUCACUAAACACUGCUGCAACAAACUAUCACGAUCUCUGUCUCUCUCGCCUCACAAAACGCUACAGAGGAGAGAGGGGCAAAGAUCACUGUCAAAGUGAGUGUUUGUAACACCCACUUUGACAGCAGCCAAUUGUGAGCGAUCGCGGAUCGCUCACACGCCGCAAUUGGCUGUUACUAUCUGCCUGGGAUGUCUGGCAGAUAGUUACAGUGUUAUACCGGUGGGAGCGAUCUUUGAUCGCUUGCCGCAGCCCAUUUUUCGCUAUGACGGUUCAGGAUCGUCAGCGGUCCAAAUGCACGUUUUACCGCUGAUGGUCCUGAACCGUCAGCGGUCCUGAAGGGGUUAAAGGAUCACUAUAGUGUCAGGAAAACAAAGUGGUUUUCCUGACACUAUAGUGCCCUGAGGGUGCCCCCACCCUCAGGGUCCCCCUCCCGUGGCGCUGAAGGGGUUAAAACCCCUUCAGCCACUUACCUUUAUCCAGCGCCGGGCUCCCUCGGCGCUGGUGACCUCUCCUCCCCGCCGACGUCAGCACCCCGUCCGUCUUGGAUCAAACAUGCUGAUAGACAGCCUACCGGGCAGCCCCCCUACAUAUAGGACCGUGCAGAGAGCAUUGCCAAAAUGCUCCCUGCAUGUCCUAGUACCCGACUCACAGCAUGAGGACGUAUAGUGAUGGUUUUGCGCUGUGUUGACCGAGGGCAGAGUGGGACAGCCGGACACGACCCCGAAAUCGGGAAUGUCCAGCUGAAUGUGCUUUGUGUGCAUACCUCCCAACUUUUUAAAUGGGCAAAGACUGACCCUUUAAAGGACCACUAAAGUCACCCAGGCCACUUCAUUGAGAUGAAGUGGCCUGGGUGCUGUGAUCUUGCCAUUUUAACCACUUUAGGUUAAACACUGCCGUGUUGCAGAAACAGCAAUUUUUACCUAGAAAGGUGUAAACACACCUCCAGUGGCUGUUACACUGAAAGCUACUGGAGGCACUUCUGCUGCAACCACAGGUCAAACUUAGUCAUGUGACAUUGCAACCCCCAUAGCAAAACAUUGAUUCAAUGCAUUCCUAUGGGAAAGCUUGGAUACAUGUGCGGCGCAUACGAAUCAGGUCCCAAAUACCUUUUUAUAAAUAAUAUGAGGAGCAUUGUAUUGGAUAGUAGGCCAUGUCUCCUUGAUGACGUUGCAGGAAGCAGAGAGGAGAGCAGCUCUGAGUGAACCUCAGUGCUGGAAAAAGGUAAGUAAAAAGGUUUAUUUUAUUAUUUAUAUUGCACACACAGAGGCGGUGGGGGCCUUUUAUAAGGAGGGACAGGGACACUAAAGCAUUAGGAUAUAGGUCUGUAUUAAUACUGCUUUAGUGUUCCUUUAAAGGAACGCUAUAGUAUCAGGAAUACAAGAAUGUAUUCGUAGCGCUUUAGUGUUAUGUCAUCUAUUUAGGUGCAUUCUCCCCCACGUGGGUUUAAAAGGUAAGGCUUACUUCCCUUAUAUCACAUGGUAUGUUGGUGUCGUCGCAGCUGCCUUGCCUCCUUGCCUCCUUGGCUGAGAUCUUUAAUAUUGAUGAUCUCAGCCAAUGCAAUGCUUCCCCAUAGGGAGGGAUUGGUAGGCGAAUGCGCAUGCCUGCCAAAAUACCUCACUGAGCCAAUCAAAACCUCAAUAUGAGAAGUAUUUGAUUGUAUAACCGAGUUUAACUUUAUUAUUGAUUUCUUCAAAACUGCAAUGUUUUGCAUUGCAGGGUUAAAAUGACAGGUACACUGCUUUUAGACCACUUCAUUGAGGUGGUCUGGGUGUCUUUAGUGUCAUUUUAACUGUAGCGAUGUGAGGAGGUGGAUGAGACAAAGAGUGGUGCUAUUCUGAGAAAAUUCAUUACUGAGAAGUAACUCAACUGAAAUGUAAUUUAGAACAAAAAUCGUGUAUAUUAUUAGCAUAGACUGAGUUCUAAAUACAUUUAUUGCAGUUUAAAGGAUCACUAAAGUAACCUAGACCAAUUAAUCUAAAUUAAGUGGUCUGGGUGUCGGGAUCCUGUCAUGUGAUGUCAAUCCUGCUAUCAUGUAAAACACUGCAGUUUUGUAAGCACUGCAAGGUUUACAUAGUAGCAGGGUUAAAUUCACCUCUAAUGGCUGUCUUCCUGACACCCACUAGAGGGGGUUCCUCCUCUAGAACCAAGUGCAACUCUGUUUCAUUGUGGUUGAAGCAGUGUGGCAUUUGGCCACGCAUGCAUAUGAGAAGCAUUUUAAAAAUAUUUUUUUUAUUAUUUUUAUAAACCUGUGUUUUGUUUGCAAUUGUCUGAUAUCCAUGAGAGUAUUUUUAUGUUUUUUUUCUGAACAAAAGAAAAAAAUAAAUAAAAUUUUUACAGCCUUCUCUGCUCAUAUUAACCAAGGGUGUCAAUGUUAGUGUAGGGCACUGUAAAUUAAAAAUAAUCUAAAGGCAAACAAUAUGAUUCUAAACCAUUUCCCCUUAAUGAUUUUGUUUUUUGAUGCCUCCAAAACCCAUGAAUCAUAUAUGAAGGUUCUCCCCCCCACCCCCCAUUAACUGUCAAAAGGCCACUAUGAAGCUGUAAUCGAGUCCAAAUACUAGGAAUGCACUAAUGAGUUCUUGUAGCCAAGAUAAACAUCGGAAUUUUUAUUUGCAUAAACAGAGUCACUGCACCAUUUCUGUCCCAACAGUGGACCUUUAUUGAGCAAAGUUGGCUUUUGCUAACCUGAUGUAUUAUCAUGUCAUUUUCACAUGACCGGUAUUGCUAUCAUGUACCUUCCCACCAGAAUGAAAAUGCCUUAUUCUUCAUUUCUUCACAUAAAAAAUGUAAUAUGACCUAAGCAUCACAUUUAUAGUUUUUACAAAUACAUUAAAUAUCCCUUGUUGUGAUUAUUUGAUCAGACGCCGAGUUCCAAGGCUAUUGUGUUUUGAUGUGCGUUUGAUUUGUACCAUUAUUUUCUCCCUUAGUGGCCAUACUGUGAGAAACGCUGUACUUACUGCAACUUCAACAAGUACAUUCAACGUUCUGAUAAUGAGGAUGCCAUUCGAGCAUGUCUUUUAAAAGAAGCGUCUACAUUGAUACAACUCAGCCAGGUCAGAAGGUAAGCAUCCUCUCCAAAUGGCUAUUGUUGGGUAUCCUCUUCACUACCAAAAAUAUGUAUUGAUAAACUUUACUUCUAUUUUAUUUGCAAAACAAAGUUUAAUGCCUAAAGCCCCACUUACCAAUAUUUAUGUUCAUAGAAUGACUACCAGCAUUUAGAGGAACGACAUUCCCUGCCAGAAACCAAUUUAACCCAUUUAAUUGACACUAUAGUCACCCAAACAACUUUUAACUUAAUGAAGCAGUUUUGGUGUAUAGACUGUGCCCCUGCAGUCUCACUGCUCAAUUCUUUGCCAUUUAGGAGUUAAAUCACUUUGUUUAUACAGCCCUAGACACAUCUCCCUGCAUGUGACUUGCACAGCCUUCCUAAACACUUCCUGUAAAGAGUCAUCUAAUGUUUACACUUCCUUUAUUGCAGGUUAUGUUUAAUUUUGUAUUUCUUACCUCCUGCUCUGUUAAAGGACCACUAUAGUGCCAGCAAAACAUACUCGUUUUCCUGGCACUAUAGUGCCCUGAGGGUGCCCCCACCCUCAGUGUCCCCCUCCCGCCGGGCUCUAGGGGGUGGAAGGGGUUAAACUUACUUCUUUCUCCAGCGCUGGGCGGGGAGCUCUCCUCCUCCUCUCCUCCCUCUUUCUCAAUGCUUUCCUAUGGACGUCCAGCGUCUUCUCACUGUGAUUUUCACUGUGACCCCCUCACCCCACCCCCUCCAUGAAGUUAUAAAGGAAGUGUCAAAGAUAAUGCCAUUGCUGCAGGGAUUGCUAUAAAAUGUUUAAUUACUUUUAUUUUACAAAUAUAUGAACUGUACUUAUUGAUUAUUGGCAUUAUGCUUACAUGCAAACAUUCUUUUUCAUUUAUCCCAUUUCUCUCUCCAACUACAGUUCACAUAAUAAAUAUAACAUUACAUUAAUAUUUCAGAACUUGGGUGGAAUUAUUGCAAAAAAAAAAAAAAAGAAUUCAGAAUACUGUAUUGUGUACAUUUGUCAGCAUCCCCAGAACCAAGAUUGUAUAUAUUGCUUUCAUUUCUUUUACAUUUAGUAUUUCCUCUGUGUAUUUUGGAGGUGGUACACCCAACCUUGCCAGCCCUCAUACCAUUGGUGCCAUUUUAGAAGUGAUAUCACAAAAUGCUUUGCUGCAACAAGAUGCUGAAGUUACUCUGGAGGUUAACCCUGCAUCCAUUCAAAAUAGUAAACUGCACCUCUUCCGUGAAGUUGGGGUGAAUCGAGUGUCUGUUGGGGUACAGGUAAUAUUGUGUAUAUUCUCUUUAAAUGUAAACAUAUACAAAAAGCUAAAGUCCUCUAAAUUAUGCUAAUGAAAGAUUUUUUUAUUUUUUUUUGCCAGUAAAGAUGGACAAAAAUGCUGUGGGCAUAAACUGAACUAGUAGCGUUAUUGAAGAAAAGAGAUUUCUGGGAAAAAUAUAAUUAUUCUCCUAUUAAAGGGAUGCUAUAGUCACCAGAACAACUAUAUAUUAUUGUAUUUGUUCUGGUGAGUAUAAUCAUUCCCGUCAGGUUUUUGCAGUAAACACGGUUUAUUUCAGAGAAAAUGCAGUGUUUACAUUACAGCAUAGCGAUAACUCCACUGGCCACUCCUCAUAUGGCUGCUAGAGGUGCUUCCUGGGGCAGAACUGCACAGUGUGCCGCACUGACAUUGUGUCUCCACCCUUUGCAUGGAGAUACUGAAUUUUCCUCAUAGAGAUGCAUUUAUUCAAUGUAUCUCUAUGAGGAGAUUCUGAUUGGCCAUGGCUGUGUUUGGCUUGUGCUGGCUCUGCCCUUGAUCUGCCUCCUUGACAAGCUCAGCCAAUCCAAUGUGAAAGCAUUGUGAUUGGCUCAGAACACCACUUCUGAUGAUGUCAGCUAAACAGGCAGACCAGGGGCAAGCCCAAAUAAGGUGUUCCCAGCCAUGCAAGCUCAUUCUGAGCUGAGCCUCCAUGGAGCUCACAUUGAAUAUUUUUAUUGCAUUGUGGUUUUUAUUUUUCCUGUCCAAACACAAUUUUUAUAGUGAAUGCAAUAUACAAAAGAUUUGACGUGUAUAACAACAGCAUCCUGUCUGGUUUUGUUUUUUGUAAUAUUUUUAUUUCAGUUGCAAUGGUAUAGUUUGGAUUUUUAUUUUGCCCUUUUUUGGGGGCUGAAGAAAAGAAGAUGAAAAAAGAAAGAAAACCUCUAAUGGUAAGUAUGUUUUUUUUUUUGUUUUUUUAUAACAUAUAUUAUAACAUAUAUUCAUUUUAUUGACCCCCACCCCCUCAAAAUUUUUAGGGUGAAGGGGGUUAGGUAGGUUUACUUUAUUUGGGGUGCGGGGUGGCUUGUGGAUCCAUAGUCACCGGUGAGAGGAGGGUGGACAACAUCAUUUUGGGGGGAUGGACGAUGUCAUGUCCAGCCCUCCUUUUAUAUUUAUUUAGCGUACUCACCAAUGGGUGGGGCUAAUAUGGACAUAAAUCCCCCCACCCCUUUUAUUUUAAUUAUACUCCCCACUUGCUGGCGAUGGCGGCAUUAUAUUUAAUUAUUAGCCCCACAGGGGAUGGACAGAUCAUUCUUUAAAUGGAAGCCAAGGGGGGGUGUACAUUAGCGACAUGGCAGCAAUUACUUCUUUUUUUUUUUUUAAGUUUAAUGUGACAGUUGGCUACCUGCCAAUUAAAAGUCAUAUUUUGCUGUCUAAAUAGAAAAAAAAUUCUUAAAGAAUGAAGGAACCAAAAAAAAAAAUUCUUGCUUUGCGCAUCUAGUCCAUACUAACAAUGACAAUAAAAUGUAUGUUUUCUUUAGGCCCAACAAGUUAUUUUUAGCUCCAGGUACAUGAAGGAUGAAAUCCUGCAUUGGCCAUGAAUGACAGAAUUAAUUGCAAAUCUGUCACAUUUUUACAACUUACUGAUGUAUUACAAUAGCAGCCACAAAUGGCAAGCAAUAUGCUUUGACAAUAUCCAAAAAUAAAAUGUGUUCAUGAAUGUUCUCAAAAUAAUAUAAUUUAAUAGUAGCAGCAAUAGAAAAGCCCAUCACAUCAUAUUUAUGAGUAUGUUAUACUUUCUACCUCCCAAAUUCUUUACCAUGAAUCUAAUUUUAUCUUCUUGCCUCUCCCAUUAUAUUUCUUACUAUCUUACUACCUGUAUUGGGAUGAAAGUCAUUUGAUGAUUCUGAACUCCUCUUUCUGGGAAGGACACACACAGCUUGUGAUGCCCUCCAUACUGUUGAGGAGGCUUGCAGACUUUUCCCUGGAUCUACAUCAGUGGAUAUUAUGUUUGGACUCCCAGGUCAAAGCAUGGAAUCCUGGCAAAGCACCUUGAAAACCCUGCUUGCAAUUUGUGAUGAUCAUGUGUCUUUAUACCAACUGACUAUUGAGAGAGGCACUGCACUUUUUAAACAACUACAGAGGGGGCAAUUCUCUCCUCCAGAUGAAGAACUGACUGCCCACAUGUAUAACUUUGCCAGGAGGACUUUGUGUGACGCUAGUUUCCAUCACUAUGAAGUGUCAAACUUUGCCCGGAAUGUAAGUGAAAUUUACACUGAAAUUAAUUUGAGUUAUUGAUAGUUAUGUAAGAUAUGAUGACAUUCUGAUUUAUUCUAUUUUAUUUUUCUUCAAAGGGGGCACUCAGCAGGCACAAUCUGUCCUACUGGCUUGGAAAGCAGUAUAUUGGAAUAGGGCCAGGUAAAGUUGCUUAGAGGUGAAUUACACUGCCAGCAUUAAAAAAAAAAAAAAAUGGCUUCAUUUUCAUCAGAUGUUAACUUACUUAUGAACAUUUUUAUCUCCUGCUCUGUAAAUUAAACUUUCAUCACAAACAGGAGACUCCUGUUGGGUCUGGAAUUACAUCUAUUAACAGAGCAGGAGAUAAAAAACUAAUUCUAAAUAAAAUAGACUGUGCAAAAAAGGACAUUUAAACAUUAGAUGUCUCUUUACAGGAAGUGUUUAGGAAGGCUGUGUAAGUCACAUGCAGGGAGGGGUGACAAGGGCUUCUUAAAUAAAGUGAUUUAACUCCUAAAUGGCACUAAACUGAAUUUUCAUUCAGAAAUUUGUUGAUAUUCAAAUUUCGGUUUGGAAAUAUGUUUAUUUUAACUAAUUACCAAUUUAGGGAGUUAUCUGUAUCCCCAAAACAAAAAAUAGGUUUCCAGUCACCAAAAUUGUUUCCAAAGAGGGUGAACUCCAAUUAGAAGUUGCCAUGUUCUACAGAAACAGGAUACCGUCAUACCAUCUCACUUAUAUCAAAUCUAACUACACAAAACAACAAAACUACUCCACUGAAAUAGAAUGCCAUGGGAAGGAAUCAUAUUGGUUGAAAUAGGGAUAGGAAAACUGCACUCUCUUCAAAACCCAGGUGCUUAGUUGGACCCGAGGUGGCAGGUCCUCAGUUACACAAUGGAUUCAAGCAAAGGAUGGUCCAGACACUAAAGGUUCAAGAUCAGGCAUAUUUAUUGGAGGAAACACUGUAACGUUUCGAUCUCAACCAAUGGUCUUUGUCAAGCUACUAUGCAUAAGCAUAGAAAUAUAUAUAUAUAUAUAUAUAUAUAUAUAUAAAACAAGAGGGGGUUGGCUGCACUCACCUUAACAUGCAUAAAUGGGGGUGCUGCUGGGGGCCAAAUAAUACAAUACACAAGAUCCAGCGCACUCACCUAUCCACUAAACAGCAACUUCAAUGUUGAAAGAUUUUAUUUGUUUUUUUAAAAACACCUAAUCUAGGCAAAAAUAAUGGGGGUUUAGUUACAUUAUAUGAUCAUACAUUGCAUAAGCCUGCCACAACGUCAAUGUACCCCAUCUUUGGCAGGUCCUACACUAACAGCCUAAUGUCUGCUCUUAUGAGAUUAACCUACUUGGGGAAAAAAAUUCCAUCUGGGGCUCUCUGCAGUACAAGGCUAAAUAGGGCCCUGGGAUGAGGCACCUGUGACAGGGAGGGUGCAAAACCAAGGAGUUGGCUAGACUCCCAAAUAUAUAUAUAAAACAAGAGGGGGUUGGCUGCACUCACCUUAACAUGCAUAAAUGGGGGUGCUGCUGGGGGCCAAAUAAUACAAUACACAAGAUCCAGCGCACUCACCUAUCCACUAAACAGCAACUUCAAUGUUGAAAGAUUUUAUUUGUUUUUUUAAAAACACCAAUCUAGGCAAAAAUAAUGGGGUUUAGUUACAUUAUAUGAUCAUACAUUGCAUAAGCCUGCCACAACGUCAAUGUACCCCAUCUUUGGCAGGUCCUACACUAAAAGCCUAAUGUCUGCUCUUAUGAGAUUAACCUACUUGGGGAAAAAAAUUCCAUCUGGGGCUCUCUGCAGUACAAGGCUAAAUAGGGCCCUGGGAUGAGGCACCUGUGACAGGGAGGGGUGCAAAACCAAGGAGUUGGCUAGACUCCCAAAUAUAUAUAUAAAACAAGAGGGGGUUGGCUGCACUCACCUUAACAUGCAUAAAUGGGGGUGCUGCUGGGGCCAAAUAAUACAAAACACAAGAUCCAGCGCACUCACCUAUCCCACCUGUCCACUACUUAGCAGCUUCAAUGAUCUUGUGUAUUGUAUUAUUUGGCCCCCAGCAGCACCCCCAUUUAUGCAUGUUAAGGUGAGUGCAGCCAACCCCCUCUUGUUUUUAUAUAUAUUUGGGAGUCUAGCCAACUCCUUGGUUUUGCACCCCUCCCUGUCACAGGUGCCUCAUCCCAGGGCCCUAUUUAGCCUUGUACUGCAGAGAGCCCCAGAUGGAAUUUUUCCCCAAGUAGGUUAAUCUCAUAAGAGCAGACAUUAGGCUGUUAGUGUAGGACCUGCCAAAGAUGGGGUACAUUGACGUUGUGGCAGGCUUAUGCAAUGUAUGAUCAUAUAAUGUAACUAAACCCCAUUAUUUUUGCCUAGAUUAGGUGUUUUUAAAAAAACAAAUAAAAUCUUUCAACAUUGAAGUUGCUGUUUAGUGGAUAGGUGAGUGCGCUGGAUCUUGUGUAUUGUAUUAUUUGGCCCCCAGCAGCACCCCCAUUUAUGCAUGUUAAGGUGAGUGCAGCCAACCCCCUCUUGUUUUAUAUAUAUUUGGGAGUCUAGCCAACUCCUUGGUUUUGCACCCCUCCCUGUCACAGGUGCCUCAUCCCAGGGCCCUAUUUAGCCUUGUACUGCAGAGAGCCCCAGAUGGAAUUUUUUCCCAAGUAGGUUAAUCUCAUAAGAGCAGACAUUAGGCUGUUAGUGUAGGACCUGCCAAAGAUGGGGUACAUUGACGUUGUGGCAGGCUUAUGCAAUGUAUGAUCAUAUAAUGUAACUAAACCCCCAUUAUUUUUGCCUAGAUUAGGUGUUUUUAAAAAAACAAAUAAAAUCUUUAAACAUUGAAGUUGCUGUUUAGUGGAUAGGUGAGUGCGCUGGAUCUUGUGUAUUGUAUUAUUUGGCCCCCAGCAGCACCCCCAUUUAUGCAUGUUAAGGUGAGUGCAGCCAACCCCCUCUUGUUUUAUAUAUAUUUGGGAGUCUAGCCAACUCCUUGGUUUUGCACCCCUCCCUGUCACAGGUGCCUCAUCCCAGGGCCCUAUUUAGCCUUGUACUGCAGAGAGCCCCAGAUGGAAUUUUUUCCCCAAGUAGGUUAAUCUCAUAAGAGCAGACAUUAGGCUGUUAGUGUAGGACCUGCCAAAGAUGGGGUACAUUGACGUUGUGGCAGGCUUAUGCAAUGUAUGAUCAUAUAAUGUAACUAAACCCCCAUUAUUUUUGCCUAGAUUAGGUGUUUUUAAAAAAACAAAUAAAAUCUUUAAACAUUGAAGUUGCUGUUUAGUGGAUAGGUGAGUGCGCUGGAUCUUGUGUAUUAUAUAUAUAUAUAUAUAUAUAUAUAUAUGAUACAAUUAAAGUUACCAAUUGAAGUGCAAACUUAAAAAUUUACUUAAUUGGCAAUACCAUACAAGGUGCAGGUACACUUGACAAUUUAUGAAGCUAUGUAGUCUGCAAAGGUUUCAGUAUGCAAUGACAUCAGACUCUUCAAUUAACACAGCAUCACCUGAAUAAAGCAUCAAUUACAAUUGAACCAAUAAAAAUAAAUCAAAAUAAUAGGGAUCUGCUUAAUUACCCAAUCUGUCAGGGCCAUUAUGAUAUAUACCAAAAACGGUGAAAAAAAAAAAAAUUGUAGCCACUUCAAAUGCUCCUAAGCACACCAGUGCUGAGUGCCUGAGAGUGCUGUGCCGCUUGAUAUGGGAGCAACCGUGUCAAUGCACCAAACAUCAAUGCACGGCAAAAAACAUCAUGCCACACAACAUCGGCGCAUCCCAAAUGUCAUGGCGUAGGAGCCGCUACAUCAACCGUGUCAAGGCACCUGACGGACAGUCAGAAGGCCCAAUAUAAGGGAAGUAAAUGUCUAAAGAGCCCUAAUCACCUUUCAGACCCAUACGGUGUGAUCACAUGCGAUCACUAUUAUUAGGUUGAGAGGGAAAGGUUUUUUUUAUUAUUAUUAGUAGGUGGUUAGAGGCUUGGGGAUCCCAUAGCUAAGAAAGAUGCGGCUGGCUCUAACAUUUGGAAGGUGGACAGUGGAAUAUCUCCCUCUUUUUGGCAUUAAUACCCUCUCCAACCAUCUCAUGGGUGGUGGGUGGACAGUAGCAUCUCUACCCCUCCCACCCCCCAUUGACUUAAUAACCCCCUGCCAGAGGCCAAUAGGUGGGGGGCAAAGGGGGUGAAAAUGUCAGUGUCGCCCCGGUUAAAUGUUUGAGCUUCAAUCCGUUGCUCAUGGGUGCAGAGGGAUGUCCACGUGUAGGGCAUGAGGUUGACCUGUGCCAGCCCCCUGUAUUUUACAGGCCACAUUUCCGUUGGAUUGGAACUUUAAAAAAAAUGUUUUUGUCAUUUAUAAUUCUUUAUUUUGUUGUGCAGAAAAUUCCAUACAAUUUUGUCAUGCCCCAACAGCAAUUGGCAAAGAGACAAGGUACAUGGUUUACAUGUAGUAAGGCAUUGAUAGAAACUUGUGCACAUUUUGAAGAAGUAUUGACAAGUUAAGGAACAUGCGUAAUAAACAAGGCUUAAUAUAACGGUCUAGAUCUAUAUUGUGGCGUUUGCUGUCAGAAUAUGUAAAUCUAUCUAGACUCUGGGGUGAAUGGUGAGGUAUGUCACAACAGCUCCAUCAAGCAUAGUAAAAUAGGCAGGAUAUAUUAUUAGCCUGGCAUUAAUAAAUAUUGCAUAUUUUUAAAUAGGGGUUACAGGUGGGGAACAGUAUCCUAAUAAUAAAUGUCAGUAGGUAGUUAAACAAGAUUGUGUGGUGGUCAAGCUAUACUAACUGACAUAGUCAUCACUAGUACUGAGUGUUUUAAUACGCAGGAAUGUGCAUGUCUACAGGUUCAUAAGCUUUUUGUAAAACAUAUCCAUUCAGGCAAAGGUAAGCAGCCUUCAUUGCCUCUGCAGUAUUGUCGAUUAUUUCUAAAGUACAUUUAAAACCAAUGCUUGCUAAUACAGAGCAUGACACGUUGUUAUAAAAGAAAAUUAAACACUUAAACACAUAAAAACGAUUGAACAGUUAGGAACAUUCACGCUUUGAGGGUUGUUGUAAAGUUCUCUCCCGCUGUGAAUCUCCGUUAGGGAGGCUGCGUGUUGGUCUGGUCAGCAUCUGUCGUGGCAUAAUGGUCAAUUAAGUGGGCCAGGUAGCGUAAAUAGUCCAGGUGUGGAUCGGUACAAAUCAGUCCGUGAGAGAAGAGCGUGAUGGUAACUGAAAUGUCCAGGCUGCAUAUUAGUGGUCGAUCACCCCAUCCCUUGUCUUGGUACCUGGCUUCUUCGGGGUGUGAGAGUCUCAAUGGCCCUGAUCUUGUCGUGUUGUUUUUCCCAUACUUAAGUCGGGCUCCGGUUCCUGCCGGUCUGGCUGCGUGCAGCUCCUCCGCUGGCGCGGUGCAGUGCCGGAUUGCUCUUGAAGCCUCAUCCUCUGGAGGUGCGAGAUGUGCGCCGGGAGGCUCACCCUUGCUGUUUUCAGCCCGGGGUAGCGGUGCUGAAUUUUAGCAGGUCGGUGAGUGGCAGGCGGCAAGCUUCGCAAUGAGCUGUCGCCCCGUUCCCUCUCCUCUCGUUGCUCUUGCCUGACCCAGAGUUUGCGCCAGAAGUUGGCGAAGAUUUCGUCCAGGCGCUUCAUGGAAGUCGCAAUACUGCCUUCACAUGGCGCGUCCGCCAUUUUGGGACGGCUGAUUGAAAGCCCUCAGCUUACUAGGGCUUCUGCAGGAUUACAUAGGCCCCCUCUUUUCGAUGGACAGUCGAUUAUAUACCGGGAUGUCCCUCACCGGCAGGGGGGGGGAACGGGGAGUCCGAUUGCCUCUUCUCGUCCAGGCAGAGUGUCAGCAAGGAGAACGGCCGUUUCUCACAUGCAGCCUCCACCGAUAUUUUUCGGAGAUGCGUCGAGGUAAAAUCACCAUUCGAUCGGUAAUAUGCCGUAGAUUGUGGCUCAGGGUGUCCUCAGCAGGAUUUGUCAGAUUUGCUUGGUUAUUGAGUCAGUUUAUCAGCUUUUUCUUAUAGUUUAGCCAGGAGCUCACUUCAUGUGCGAUCGCUCAGAAUGGCGGUUAGGCCCCGCACCCUUUAAAAAAUUUUUUAAUUAUAGUGAGCAGUCGUUGGCUGCUCAAUUUUAGUAGAUAUGCCAUGCUGUAGGUAGCGGUAUAAGGCAGGUUUUAUACUCCCUUAUAGAAAUAUGGGAGUCAUUUUUAAAAAAUAUUUUUUUAAUUACUUUUUAACAUAAUGGCUGGUUAGCAUGCGAUGCAACCCAUAGUGACAUUGAAGGUUUGUUUGUUUUUUUUAAUUUAAUUUAAUUUUUUUAAACUAUUUGCUGCUAGAGCUACAGGCUAGCAAAUAGUCAGAUUUAAAAAAAAAAAAAAUAUGGACCCUGAUUUUGAAGAGACACUCCAGAGCCCUAAAGUCUAUGUCCUCUUUUUUUUUCAUUUUAUAAUGUGCAAAUUUCAAGAGAAAUUGACACUUUUAUAAAUCAAUCUUGUUACACCCCCGUGACUUUCAAGAAGAUACUAGGUCCGGUUACUUCCUGGUUGCUUAGCUCAGUGGAGCUAAAUUUAGGAGCAAGGCAAUUGGUAUUGGACGGCCACAGAAAGCAUUAUUUAAGGAGCAAUUAACCUACUAUGCAGACAAAAACAAUACUUUUUUUUCGUUUUUAACUUUCAGCUAGUUAGAAUAUAGCCCACUAAUCUGUUAUCCUGUGUAUAUCACAUACAUUCUAAAUGCAUUGUACAUGCAGCAUACACAUUCAAUACAGAUGCAGCACAUACAUUCUAUAUACAUCUAGCGCAUAUAUACAAAGGGCCAUUACAUGAUAAAUAUGGCAAUUCCAUGUAAGGAUACCACAUUAAGGAGUUCUCUAGUAAACAGCUAAAAUAUCAAAAUUAGGAAAAGCCAUUUCCCUCUAGGCUGGUAAAGAAGGUGAGGGCUUGCAAAGGCAGCAGACAAGAGAACGGUAGCUAUUCCAAGCGGUUUAUAGAUAUAACUCAAAGAAAAAAAACACAUAAUUAAAUGGAUACUUUAUAUUUUUAUUCAGACUAAUUCUACUAAACAAUGAUUUUUUAUUUUCCUUGUAUUUGGGCAGUGGAGUGUCCCUUUAGGUAUUCAGAGCUAGCUUUUAAAAUAAAUCCGGGUCUGGAUUUCUGUUGUCUGGCAACUUUUGGUCCCACUAAAAUCUGGACCAAGUUCAGGCUCAUUUGAAGCUUGCUCUGCAAAAGCCGGACAUUGUUACAUACUAUGAACAAUGUAUUUAUUUUACAGUCUGAAUGAUCCAUACUGCAGCAAAUGGAUUUGCCCCAUUUGGUAUAGGGCUAUUUGGACUUUAGUGCAUAACCCUGAAAGUGUUCUUUUGUUGAAAUGUUUCAAACUAUUCAAAAUUUAAAUAACAAUUGGUGUGCAACAUGUCUUAAAGGGAUACUACAGCUACAGCUUAUUGCAUCUUUUCAGAGAAAAUGCAGUGUUUACAUUACAGCCUAGUGAUAACUCUCCUGGCCACUCCUUAGGCAGUGCUCAACUGCUUCCUUGGGAAGUGCUGCAGAGUACCCUCUGCAUGCGUACACUGAACUUUCCUCAUAGUGAUGCAUUGAUUCAAUUCAUCUCUAUGAUGAGAUACUGAUUGGCCAGGACCGUGUUUGACUUGUGCUGGCUUGAUCUGCCUCCUAGGCAAUCUUAGUCAAUCCAAUGCUUUCCUAUGAGAAAGCAUUGUGAUUGGCUGUGAUCAACACUUCUGAUGAUGUCAGCCAAGCAGGCAGAUCAGGGGUAGAGCCAGCAGCAGCAGCCUGGAAUAAAAGUAAGAUUUUAUUAUAUUUAGGGGGGCUAGAUGGUACUUUUAACACUAAAGGGUCAGUAAUACAUGAGUGUGUUCCUGACCCUAUAGUGUUCCUUUUAAAAUGGUGACAUGAUGCCAAAGUGUUACGGUAUGUAAAAAAGUUAACUUAGUAAAAUGUAGAAUGUGUACAUAGAGCAUCCUCUCGACUGGUGCACACCAAGGUUACAUUAUUCUAGACUUGCAAAUAUGAUGAGAUAGGCUUCACUCAAAUUCCAGUGAUAUCAGUGCUUUGUUUAGACAUCUGAUGAAGCCAAAGCCAUCUAUACAAGAUCUGCACUUCUGUCUUAAUCAUGUAUUUUGUAAUCAUGUAUACGUGCAGAAAUGCCAAGGCUUUGGCUUUAUCCCAUGUCUAAAUAAAGCAUUUAUGGCAUUGCAUUUGAUGUCAAGCUUAUCUCAUUAUAUUCCUAUGCCCAAUAUAUUCUAUUCUAUUUAUUUAUUACAGUUGUUUUUGGUUAUUCUAGGAGCACAUGGUAGAUUUGUGGCACGAGCCACUGGAGGGACACAGAGAGAAGCUCGCAUACAGACUCUAGAACCUGAUCCAUGGAUGAGAGAGGUCAUUCAACAUGGACAUGGAACACGGAAAGUCGUUGAGCAGAAUGAUCUGGAGAUGUUAGUAUAUACCAAUUAAAAAGAAUUUCAAGAAUUUAUUUAGAAUAUGUGCACUCAUUCCACAGAAUGAGAAACUGCUUAGUACACUUGUAUAUCUAGUGAUAAAAGCAGGUGAGAUUAUGAAUUUUGUAUAUAUCUUAGCACUUAUUUCUCAUCUCUUAUUCUUCACAGCUUAUCAGAGAUGCUGGUCUUUGGACUACGAACAGACACUGGGAUUACUCAUGAGGUGAGAACUUUGGGUGACUGACUGACUUUCAGGGCUAUUCACUAAGGUGAGAAUUUUUCCAAUUCUGCAAUUUUGGUCUUAAAUUUGUUAAUCACUUUAAAUUCACUAUGGGGAUAAGUAGUCGCAGACCUGUCAGAGUGAUGAUGACCCCUGUCCACUGCACCUUCAAUGGGGACAAAUCAGGUGGAUGGCCAGGUGCAUGUGCGUCAUUACCUAAGGAAGAGAAGGCAGCAGAAUGCACUAUGGGAAGAAGGCAGACUCGCUGAGGUAGAGUUAUGUUCUGGGCAAUGUUAUGCUGGGAAAUAUUGGUUCCUGGCAUUCAUGUGGAUAUUACAUAUAAAACACAAUAAAAUAAGCAAUGUAAACUUACACAGAAUCCAGUGUCGCAGUAUUUUGGAGUUUGCCCCCACCCUUCCGACAAUUACCUAAUUAAACUUAAAAGUCCCCUCUGUCAGUUGGGGCCACAAUUAUUUGCCCCACACUGACAGAAGAUCUAUCUGUGGGUCUCUAUGUGAGCGCGGCAAAUAGCCCUUUAAAAUAUAUUAGCUUACAGUGGCUGUGAUUUUAAAUUGACCCCAGUAUUACGGAGACCCCCAAGGUCUAAGAAGAUUCUCUUGAGUUCACCCUUCUUACCACCUGCUUAGUGAUCAGUGCUGGGGGCACCAUGAGCAUAGGUUGGGGGACUUUAAAUCUAAUUUUAGCACAGAUGCCGUUAGAAGAUAAUAGUGCGCUGAUUUUUUUAUUUUUUUUUAAUUUCUUGUCUGACAGGCUAUUUGAUAUGAAAUGUAUUUCUGUGCCACUGAAUGUACUUUGAAGAUUGCAAACUUCUUCCCUCAGUAAUAUACACAUGGUGUGUGACUGCAGUUUACUGCUCAAGUGAACCCUGCCAGAACUGAGUGAGGUAGUAGUAGUGUUGCAGGCAGAGCACAGCAUCCGUGAAGUUGAAGAAUCAGUUUGCAAAUCCUUUUUUUUUUUUAAAUUGUACAAGUGUCAAACAAAACAACAUUACAGUAAUAGUUCACCAAGUAUCAACCAAUUUUUCAACAUACACAUAAGGCAGGGUGAAACCAUUACAAUGACAGACAUUUUUUAAAAAGUUGGAUCACUGUACCUCCUCCAUGUCUACCUUUACGCAUGUUGAGGAUAGUGCCAGUUGUCAACAGAGGCAGGUUUGACAAGUAGAGUUGUACUCCUCAUCAUCCCUGGUAAGUAUCCACAAGCCCACACUUUUUGUUGUAUUUCAUUCCAAGGCCAUGUCAAAAUAGCACGUUAAUAAUUUCACCCACUUGAUUAUGCAGAUUUAUGGACUGCUCCCACUGGCCAUCAUGCUUUCUUUCCUUGAUGGCACAGUGAUGGCAGCCCAAGAUGCCUGGAAUUGGUGGUGGUAGUGGAGGAGGUCCAACCCUUUGCAACUCAUACUUGGCAUUGCAUGAGAAUUGCUGGGCAUUUGCUCCAUAAUGUGUGGGCUUGCCAACUCUUGAGGCAGAAGCAAGAGAAAAGAGGGCUUCUCACACACCUACGACAAGAUGUCAGCACACAGAAUCAUGAAGGGAUGAUUAUUAGGAACUUAAAAUAAUUCAGUUUCCCCAUUUUUCAUAGUACAAUAUAGCAAAAGGAAAAAACUUUACAAUUGAUCAUUAUAACAUUUCCAAUUUAUUUUUUAAACCCAGAUAUACAAUAGCCUAAUUUAGGCAACUCAGAAUUGCAAAAAUGCCUUAUAGUGCAUAGCCACUAGGCCAAGAAAAAUUGUAGUUUUUUUUGCAUGUCACCACGGUCAUAGGCAGCAUUUUUUUCAGUAAGACUUUUGACACUGUUGCACAUAGAAGGCUUAUCAGUAAACUGCAAUAUUUAAAUUGGGAUUACAAUAUUGUUGUAUGGGUUUGGCAGUGGCUGAGUGGCAACAGAGAGUUGUAGUCAACGUUAAUCAAAGCAAGGUCUAGUUAACAGUGGGGUACCUCCGGGAUCUAUACUUGGACCCAUUCUCUUUAAUAUUGUUAUUAGUGAUAUUGAGCUGUGGCAACUGACAUUUAAUGUGGAUAAGUGCAAGAUAAUGCAUUUUGGGCAUAAAAACCCAAGGGCAGAGUGUAGAAUAUUUGAUACAGUCCUAAUCUCAACAUCUGAGGAAAGGGAUCUAAGGGUAAUUAUUUCAGAUGAUUUAAAAGUAGGGAGACCAUGGAGCAGCAGGAAAUGCUAGCAGAAUGCUUGGUUGUAUAGAGAUAGCUAUUAGCAGUAGAAAGAGGGAAGGGCUCAUGCAGUGGUGGAACUACCACAGUCCCAGGUGUCGCACCCGCGACUGGGCCCAUCACUCCAGGGGGCCCGGCCGCCCUGCUGACCCCUGCAACCGUGGCCCGCCGAGAGAGGAACUGUGACAGUGGGCCCACUUAGGGCAUACCCGAAUCACUGUAUGGACAGUGAGGCAGAGUAGGCACCUGCUUACCUUGAUGGCAGGUGCCUACUCUGCCGAUUAUAUAAUGAGGGGAGGACAGGAGGCAGGCCGCAUUCGGCAGCAUCAAGAGAUCACUGAUCGGACAGUUCCUUUCUCCUCCCUUGAUUUCCCUCUGUGAUGCCGGGAGCCGGAAUAUAAUGUCAUUCCGGCCCCGGCACACUAAGCAGCGCGCAGAAGGAGAAAGAAACUCACAGCACAGCCCAAUGGAGAGGACCCAGACCAGCUCUCCCAAAGGUAAGGAGGCUGGAUGGGCCUCAAAAAUGUAAAAUUUAUUUGUAAGUGUGUGUGUGUGUGUGUGUGCGCGCGCGCGUGUGUCUGUCAGCGUGUGUGUGGCUAUUAGUGUGUGUAUGGUUCUGUGUCUGUCUGCCUGUCAGUGUAUGUGUGGCUAUUAGUGUGUCUCUAUGUCUUUCUGACAGUGUGUGUGUGUCUGUCAGUGUGUGUAUGUAUGUGUGUCUGUCACAUGUGGGUGGGAGAGGCACAUGGAGGGUAUGGAGGGGUGGGUGAGACACAUGGAGGGGUUGUGGGGUGGCAAAGAGACAUAGGACAGGUGGGAGAGACACAUGGAGGGACUGGGGGUUGAAGGGACUGGUGGGGGAGAAUGAGACACGUAGAUACAGAUACAGAUCUUCUGGGCAUCCACAUGGUGGACACUUUUUUGAUAUGUUGAGGAGUCCAACUCUUCUUGUCAAACCUGCCUCUGUUCAUAACUGGUACUACCCUCUACAUCAAGUAUUCUUAAUGUUUAUUCUGGUUUUUGACUCUGCUUGUUUUCUGACUACUCUAACCUCUGUUAUCUUUGACCUGGCUAUUGUCUCUCUUCCUCCUGUCUUCUGGUUCCCUUGAUUUUUGGCUUAUUCCUGACUAUUCUGUUUCAGCCACGUUAAGCCCGAUUACUCUAAGGUCCAGUAAUAUGUUCAAUUUGAUUCACUUUGCAGGUUGGGGUUUUAACCGUGACACACAGAUAUGCAGAGACACUGACACAAGUACACAUACAUACAGCUAUAAGUAACAAUUAACAUAGGUUUAGCCACCCUCUUUCCUAACAUUUGGGUGCAGGAAGGUAGCUUCCCUGGGGUCCAGUAGAGCUGGCUGAUGAGAGACUAAGGUUCUAGGCUUCCCUCCCCUCUCCUGUUUGUUUGUGCCUGCUCCUGCCUCCCCACGUGGCUCUAAGCAAGCUGGAGGAGAUUAACCUGAACUCGCUUCCUCCAGCAAGCCAUAGGUGAAACAAGCCCUAUGACAGUGGCCUAAACAAUGUGCACUGUUAAAGGGCCAUUAAAAUUUGUGGGCUUUUUGAACCAUAUGUUUGACAGCCCUGAUUUAAGGGGUUAAUUAAUAUAAUUAACCAUAAAGCUUUUUCUUCAUAAUAGAUAUAUAUAAAUGUAGCGUUACGUUAAAAUGAAAAUUCUAAUACUGAUUUACUUUAUUCCUAAUCCUUUAGCAGAAAGACAUUCAAUUUCUCUCAUAUUGUCACACUUCUGGCUUUCUAUGAUAUUGUUUUUCUGUAAAAUAGAUUGGAUCAGUUCAGGCUGUAAGAAUAUGUUUUGCUGUUACUUCAAAUCUUUUUUUUUUAUUUCUAAGGCCUGGCAACAACUCUCUCCGUCCAUCAGCUUGAAGCAUUUUUUUGAUGCAUCACAUGAAUUAAAGAUGCUUCAGAAGCUGGAGCUGGUAUUACUGGAUGAAAGGUAAGACCUGAAUGUAAAAGGGAAGGAAUUAGAUAGAAUUGCUAAUCAUUUUGGUAUUUGUCAAAUAUUGAAUUCUCUGGUGAAACACUACACCAUCAGAGAUUUUAAAGUGGCUUGGUUAUUGUCUGAGGCUUUGCCUAAUUUGCAAAUACCCUCGACAGUGCAUCUGGGGUCAUGUGGCCAUAAGGGGCAGGGAAAGGUGAGAUUUACUUACCUGAACCUGUCUCUUGCGGGCAAAUCCAUCAUCUUCCUGAACCCUCUUAAUUGAGAUCUGUGGAGGGCGGGAUUAUCCAUAGUAUGAGCUUUAUUUCCUUACAGCCAUAACCGGUGACGGCUGGGGGAAAAGACAAGCUUGACAGUGGUAGCUCCGUCUUUUUGUCAAGUGUAGGAAAAAUACUGGGACUAAGUAGUCCCUACUUUGCCUCAGUUUAUCUUUUUUUUUUUUUUUUUUUUAUAAUUUAUUUUUGAAGCGCAUUGUCAGAUACAUUGUGAGGAUAUGACAUUUAACAGGUUACAUGAGUUAAUACGGUGACAUAGUGGUAAAGGUGAUUUGUUGUGCUUUUUUUGUUUUUUUUUGUUUAUGCAAAAGAAAUUAAACCGGCUUAUCAGAGAAGUUGUCAAGGCAUUCAAACAAGUGUUAGGCAAAACAGGGUAGCAUAGACAUGGGUUAGCCUAAUAGAUUUCACGAGAGAUGUGUACAGUUAGUGUGGUGACCUGCGUGGCUAGUCAGACAUGGCUAUGUGAGACCGUAGUAGUUAAGUGGACAUGCUAAGAUUCCUCUGGUUGACACUCGCUGUGUAGAUGAUAUUAGGGGAACUGGGUUAAACUCCCUGGGAUUAUCAAGUGUCAUGUGAUGCCACUUUCUGGGUUUGUGACCGACUAGCCAGGUUGGACAGGUCCGACAUAGAUUAAGUGUAGGUACGUACUAACGUGUAAUUACAUGGCAUGGUUUAACCACCAAGGGACCUUGGGGCACUGGGCUUGCCAGGGAGGGUAUAUGUGCAGGCUUAAGAGGCCUAGGCGCUGUCAGUGGGGAGCUGCAGAGUUAACAUCUACUGUAUUAAACACAGAAUGAAGUUAUUAAUGAGAUAAUAAAGAAUAUACAGUAGUUGGGUGCAAAUGUGGUAGGCAUCCGCCUAGUCGCUCCUGUGGCUGUGCUGGAUCGGCUGGUGUCUUAGCUGGGAUCGGGUCUGGUGUUGCUCAUGUUAUGGAUGUGUCCGGUCCUGUGUGACUGCUGGCACCAACCCCAGGCAGAGAGUAGAGCCCGCGCCCCAUGUCCAGCCUCAGUUUAUCUUUUAACUAGUUUGGAACUUCAGUAGCAUUCCAACAUAGUUGGAGGGCCUGGUUGCCAUAAGCAGCAGGGAAAAGUGAGAUUUACUUACCUGAAUCUGUCUCUCACGGGCACUGCCAUCCUCUUCCUUGAUGAGGAUCCUACAAGAUCGUUUGUGACGGUAGUCACCAUCACCAAGAGCUUAAAAUAGACAAUUCAAUUAGGUAUCUGGAUGAUUCCUAUGUUAAAGUCACCCUGUGUCCAUUGUGGGUUCAAGACAUUUUAGUGUAUAAAUCAAGCUCCCUUCCUAGUGCUUUUAGUUCAAUAACCCUCACCCGAUGCCCAGGGCUAGAAUCAGGGGGGUAGACCGUGAUCUGUCCACCUUUCUAUUAACUUUUAAUCCUUCACCCGAAUCCCAUGAUUGGGGAAAAGGGGAGGUCCCCACUUACUUUGUAGGCCCCAUCAUAUGUCUUAAAUGGCUGCCCAGUCGCUAUUUUAUAGUUACAAUAAGCAGCCACUGAAUUUAAAAUCUUCCAUAUAGGCCUACUUUUAUUAUAAUUUUUUUUCUUACUUUUUUAAUGUGGUACGCUACAUUAAUGUAGUGGCUAGCAAGUGCCACCCAGGUAUUUUUAACAGUAUUUUUUUUUUUUACUUUUUCUACUUUUAAAACCCGGGUCUGGAUUUUAAAGUAUUUGUGCCCUGAUUUAACAAUCCAGGUCUGAAUUUCAGCUUUGUGGCAGCGUUCGGUCCAACUAAAAUAUGGACCAAAUUCUGGCUCACUCGGAGCCCUCUCUGCAAAAUCCAAAAUUUGUUACAUAGAGUGAACACUCUGAAUGGCUCCUUAUGGUUGCUCCAUUUGGUACAGAGGCUAUUUGGACAUUUGUUAAUAACCCAGAGUUUGUCUACUUUAUAAGUUCUUAUUUCUUGCUCUUUUACUUUAAAGGUAACUUUAAUGGUAGCAGGAGUACCCUGGCGCCCCUCAUUGCAAGAAUUCAAACUGUUUUAGAACAGUUUAACUUCUUACCUAGGGUCCACCGGGUGCCACUCCUCUUCUACAGCUGAAAUUCCUGCUUGUGAACUUCAAUUAGCCCUCCUGAGCUUUGCCCUGCACAAAGAUAGAUAUUACAUGUAAUGACAAGGGAUAUAAUGAAUAAUAUUAAAAUACUUUUUUUAUGAUAACUUAAAUAGAUGAUCCAAACCCUGUCCCCCCUUCCCCCCUCCCCACCCCUGCACCUUGUUAGCUGCUGAGUUUUUUUUAUUUGUGUUACUAAGAUUUAAGUUUAUUUGCUCAUUUAUACAUAAGGAAAGGUAGGAACUACUUUUCCCUAUGUAUAACCUGCUGAUAGACAAAAGUUGACAAACGGUGGAGCUUUAGUCCGGCUCCAUGGCCUGACUACUUUGUCAACUUUGUCUUGGGCUGUCUUUGUUUAUACUCAUCUCCCUCCAGAGUCCUUAAUGUUGACUCUCAAGCAAUCACUAAAGUCAACUGAGAUCUGGGUAAACACUGGCCAUGCGCGAUUUCACACACACGAGAUAGGAUUUCCGUGCGCCACCAUCUUAGAAACUAAGAUGGCGGUGCCAAAAAAGAAAAACCUGUUGGGGUCAGAACAAAGUCAAAAAAGGUAAAUUGCACAGGUCCUGAGGCCAGAAACAUUAGACAGUACACCACAUUAUGUGUAAAUAAAAAUCUCUCUCUGAAGAUUCAAACAAAAGAUUAUUGGGAAUGCCAGUAUAAAUAUUCGCAAUUUACACUUGUACAUUAUUUAAUUAUGUAGACGCUGAGUGACUUAGAAACCUGAUAUUGACAUAGAAAAUACUUUGUUUUCAGCUUUUGCUCACUUCUGACAAAAGUGGUUUCCAAUUCAGUCGUCAAUGUGCAUCAACAGUCCUAGUGAUAUCAGUAUUCCCCAUUGGAACAGCAUUAUUCAAUGUCUAAAUCCUGGUCUGAACAACUGGCCUAGAGAUCAUGGGCCAUGUUAGUACCUACCUAAAAAACUUCCGUGCAUAAGUUUUGUAUGUAAGAAAAAAGACCGGGCAGAGUCAGGGUUGCCAUAAGAAAUCUUAGAAGACUUGUCUCACUGAAACAGGCUCCCAGAUACACACACUUCCACACACAGGGACAUGGCGGGAGGAAGAGGGUGACCUUUUUGGGGGAUAAGCAGGGCUAUCGUGAUAAUGUUAUCUAUACUUGGAACAGGAAUAUCAUUUUAAAUCCUCUUUGAGUCUUAUCUCUUUACAUAGUUUUUUUUUAAAUUGACACAUGGAAGAGAUUGGGGUAUUGGUAAUGAGAUCCAUGAUAGGGACUGGGUGGUGAUAUUUACACAUAGAGGGACUCGAGGGGAAUUGAGAUAAAUGGAAGGGGUGAAUUAGACACAUGGAGGGGCUUUGGGGGGGGGAUGAGACACAUGAAAGGGCUGGGCAAGGAUAACUUUAAAUUUUAAAUAUAGAGAGGCGGAGCCUAGCUACCAAAGCGAACGGUCGCAAGCUCCGGACAGAAAUCGUAUAAAACUCGUUCUUCACGGGCUCUUACCUGCUGUACCGAGCUCCCAGACAUUAUACCUGCACAUUUAACUAUCACUGGACGCAAAACUAAAAAACCCAACCUGGGGAUGAACAUCGGCGAAAUAUGGCGCCAAGCACAUGGCCGCGUUGUCAGACGGCUCUUCUGAUUUCCUGGCCUCGGAAGGGGAAGAGACUCUCUCACACACACCGCGAAACCCCCGCCAAAACAGACAGAACUGGACACAUCCCCGGUCACAAUCUCGGUCCUGAAGGGGCUCCUUGCGGAACUACAGACCACCCUACAUGCCGACAUUGCCACGAUACGAGAGGGUCUGCAGGGCCUGACAGGCCGCAUUGGAACACUAGAAGAAACUACUCACCAGGAUUCCCAGCGGGUACAGGUGCUGGAACAGGUGGUACUACUUCGAAAAUAUGGCACUAGAUUUCUACAGCGACCUAUCCGGCAGCACAAUGGCCUGGCGGUGGUCACUCAAGCCUGUUACCUCACUAUUCCAACAGCGCAACAUUGGAUACCGCUGGCACUUGCCCCGCACGCUCCAAGUGACACAUGGAGAAACUACUUACCCUCUCCAUAACCUACGAGAUGCAGCCACACUCUUAAGGGAUUUAGGAUUACUGCAAGACUAUCUACUAAAGCCACAGCCGCAACUCACUAACAGGCCCUUGCACAACUGGGACCCAAGCAAGGUCACUCCGUUCACACCACGACGACCCACAGCGGAACCGUAUGCUACUGCAACCACGUGAAGCCCCGUGAGGCUCUCUGACCGGGACUGAUUAUGAUUGGGACAGUUCCCUUAUUACUAAUAUUUCCUAAGACACAUCAUAAUUGGCACUCGAUGUCUAUUAACGGGUAUAGUCCCCAUACUGUCAUAACCCCCCUCGUCUCCACUGAGCUGUAGUUGUCAUGGUGCCAGACAUGCCCUGGAGCCUUCCCUCCUGUGUAAAUAGUUAAACCAUGUUAGAACAAUUUGACUUCUUAUCUGUGGUUUGUCAUGCGCUUCUCCUCUCCGUCACCACAUUCUACAGAGAGCAAGAAGCUCUCUAUCUCAGCUAAGCCCAGUGGUGCAACCGUGCAGGGCUUCGCUAAUUGGCCGCGAGUGAUGACUUCAGAAGACAAAAUGGAAGCUAGGAGCUUCUUGUUCUUUUUUGGCUGUUAUGGAGAGCAAUGGCCAUCAGAUACUCUGUAACCUGUCAAACUGUUCUAAAAUGGUUUGUAAUGGGGACAGAGGGUGCCAAGGCACUUCUGGCACCAUAACUAAUACAGGAUGCUGUUGUGGUUAUGUUAUUUAUAGUGUUGCUUUAAUUUUCUAACAAUUUACAGGUUUAUUAUAGUGGAUUGUGCUAUACACAUGGUAAACCUAGACAUGACCAUAAAACAAAAAUCUGAAAAAAAUAGUAUAUUGAAAACCAAAUUGCAAAAUGUGCCAAUUCAGAAAGAUUCACCAUCUUUGCUAUAGUCAUAGGUUGCAUAUUGUAUCCUUUAUUUCUGCAUUCAGAUUCCAGUUCCCUACAAUGCAUAGUUUAGUGAACAAACCCCUGCUGUGAAUAACUAUAUGUUCACCUAGAUUCAUGUCCCUUUCUUAUAUGCAUGUUUUUCUCCCCUAGUGGCCUGCGAUGCUCCUGGAAGGGGCUUGCUGUUUUGGACAGUCUUCUAGUGCCCCUCCUUUCCCAAUUGCAGUACGCCUGGAAUCAGAUGGAAAAAGAAGGGUCACCUAAGGACACCACAUAA